Cololabis saira (Pacific saury) is the source of this 1721-nucleotide messenger RNA. RefSeq names its product transmembrane protein 88 a (gene tmem88a). NCBI's taxonomy places the organism in Eukaryota, Metazoa, Chordata, Actinopteri, Beloniformes, Belonidae. Gene Ontology annotation, cellular component: plasma membrane. The transcript is spliced from 3 exons. The coding region runs from base 489 to 1085 and encodes 198 amino acids. The record is from RefSeq and is a predicted model, not a curated record. Gene Ontology annotation, molecular function: PDZ domain binding.
AAACCCCUCCGCUGCUCACUUUAGCAGCAGCCUUUAACACAGUCCGGCCUGAUUUCUGAGCAUUCGCAUUCGAGGCAACACAGGAUACAGGCUCGCUGACUCAAUCCUAUCUCAAACUGGAGACAGAGUAAGGAAACAGAAUGUCAGGAAAGGAAGCACCGGACCAGUAGGAAAGCACAAUUUGCUCCAAGUGUACAGAGUUUCUUUUUUUUUCAUUCUUGUAUCCCACACUAGCAGGUCUGAGACAGAAGUUUAGAUUUAGAUCACAGCUAGAGAGAAACCGAGCACUUCUUCAGGAACACAAAGGUUGGAGGAUUUUGUUAAACAGUACAAACUCCUCUUGGAUAAAACCCCCAAGAUCUGGACUUUCAGGCUGAGAGGACAUAAAUCAGAAGGAAAUUCUUGAAAUUCCCUCCAUCUGCUGCCACCAUCAGCCCGCCGGAGCCCAGAUCAUCAGGCUUAGCUCACGGAAAGACCCUGGAGAGAAGAUGAGUCUGUCACGAAAUGGGACACUGGAGAAGAUGGUGUCUGAUCGGGCCCUCUCUGAGGCUCGCACCACCUCCAGAGCGGGGUCAGGGGUCGUGGUGCCCCCUCCCUACUCGCUGGGUGGCAGCGAGGCCACAGACUCGCCCCUGGAGCUGCGGGGGUCCCUGGACUGCUGGGCCUGCUCUGUGCUGGUCACCGUGCAGAACCUGGUCAUCGCCUUGAUCAACGGUUCACUGGCCAGCAUCAUUUUCGGCAUCAUCCUCACCCCUGCUCUCACCAUGAUCAUCUUCGGCUUUCUCUGCCACUCCACGGUGCAGCCCAGCGGAACGUCCCUGUACUGCUCAGACUUGCUGGACGACACCGGCUGCGUGGCUCUGCUGGUUGUGGGGUUUCUGCUGCUCACCCCUCUGCUGGUCCUGGCCCUCGCCGCCUACUGCCGCCUGGCCCGCCACCUCCAGCUGGGCAUGUGCUUCAUCCCGUACAGCAGGGCCGUCUACAAGAACCUCCCCACCUCGCGCCAGAGGGGCCCCGGCGCCGCGGGCUGCUGUGGCCAACAGGGAGGGAAGGAGGGGGAUGGGAAGGGAAGUGUCUGGGUGUAGCGGAGGAGGGGAAGGACUGUACAUGGUUGUAAUAAGUAGUCUAGCUCCUUUUGGAAAACAAAUCCGCAGUGUAUUUCUUUGCAAAGGCUUUUUAUCAAAAUCAAUCCUAUUUCCUAUUUUCUAAUGAUUGUUUGUAAUUGUUAAACGACAGUAGUUUGUGUGAUCAGUGUUGGACAUUGUUUGUAGUCUCAAUGUAUUGAAUGUAUUUUAUACCUUUUUAUAAUAAAGUGACAUUUUACCAGUAAAUCUUUUAUACAAAAACCCUGAACAGUAAAUAUGAUGGAUGUGAAACUUAGAAAGAGGAUUUAUGACAAGAACAUUUUCUGUGAAAUAAAUACUAUGUACGCCCCUAAUUAUAGUCAGUGUUUAAUAUACCUGGAGACAGAUCAUCUUAGACACCUGGUGCUGUGAGGUUGCAUUGGUUUAUAUAUGAUGGUAUCUUUAUUCCAACUGUUCAGGUAUCGCACAGUUCUUUUGUAGCAGCACAUCUGAAUUUAUUUAACAGCUAUGGGAUUGUGCCAUCAAAGUUAUAUUGCAAUGAAACAUGUUUUUUCUUUCCUUAUUUCUUAUUUCAGUGUAUUUUUGAAGGUAUCAGCAGUACUUUGGAUCUGAUAUGGAUCUAAAACAAUUCAAAAA